Messenger RNA from Acanthosepion pharaonis, 639 nucleotides. NCBI's taxonomy places the organism in Eukaryota, Metazoa, Mollusca, Cephalopoda, Sepiida, Sepiidae. The record is from the annotation of a GenBank genome assembly.
AUGUUCCGAAGACUUGAUGGUAAAGCAUUCCGUGACCUCAUCUGUUUGCGACAACAAUCCUCCUACGGCAAAGCCACAACACAAUCUAUCUAUCUAUCUAUCUAUCUAUCUAUCUAUCUAUCUAUCUAUCUAUCUCAGUAUCUUCAUUAUCUACCUCGGUAUCUUCAUUAUCUAUCUAUCUAUUUAGCUAUCUAUCUCAUUUCCUCUCUUUGUGUCUUUAUUUCUGGCCCUAACAACACUAUCUAUCUAUCUAUAUAUAUAUAUAUAUAUAUAUAUAUAUAUAUAUAUAUAUAUCUUCAUUAUCUAUCUCGGUAUCUUCAUUAUCUAUCUAUCUAUCUAUCUAUCUAUCUAUCUAUCUAUCUAUCUCACUUCCUCUCUUUGUAUUUCCGGUGUUUCAUUUUGAUUCUUCUUCUUUUCUUUCUUUCUUUUCUUCUUUUUCUUUUUCUUCUUUCUCUUCUUCUUUUUCUUCUUUUCCUUCCUUUUCUUCUUUUUCUUUUUACUGUAUCUCUUUUACUUCUUUUUUACUUCUUUUUCUUCCUCUUUUUCUUCUUUCUCUUCUUUUUCAUUUUCUUCUUUUUAUUUUUCUUCUUUUUUCUUUAUCUUUUUUCUUUCUCUUUUUUCUUCUUUCUUUCUUCUUGA